This is a messenger RNA of Penicillium angulare, 2103 nucleotides long. RefSeq lists its product as uncharacterized. The transcript has 2 exons. Bases 1 to 2103 code for a protein of 700 amino acids. Lineage: Eukaryota; Fungi; Ascomycota; Eurotiomycetes; Eurotiales; Aspergillaceae. The record is from RefSeq and is a predicted model, not a curated record. Gene Ontology annotation, biological process: regulation of DNA-templated transcription.
AUGUCACUGGAAACUACUGAAUCUCUUAUGUCUAGUCCUAGGCUGUCAACUACCCCUCCUCCUACGUUCCGCGAUGAUUUUCUCAACACUAUCGACGCAAUUUAUGACGAAGAGACUCAAUAUCCCGAAGAGCCAUUAGCUGAUAUAUACUCAGAUAUUGAGCCAAGUUUCCCUCUAUUUAAGCUGAAUCCGCCCUGGAAACUCGAGUAUUCUUCGCCGGAUGAAGCUCAAACCGAGAUGAAUCAAUUUGCAGCUACCCAAGGCUAUGCAGUUGUUUCAAAACGCUCAAAAUCCUCUAACGGGGUAAAACUCAAGGUUAUUUACCAAUGCUGGCGAGGUGGUGAAUAUUGUGACCGCCGGACUAUAGGACUUGAUGCAGAAAAACGCAGAAGAGGCCGUACAAAAAAGUGUAACUGUCCAUUUGAGGUUAUUCUUCGUCGACAUAGAGAUAUAUGGUUAUUGGAAAUUGGGAAUGGUAGCCAUAACCAUACACCAUCACCCGCCGUCAAUAUUCCUUAUCUUCGCCAAAUGGCUAUGAAAAAAAGAGGUUUGGAGAUUGAACAGGCUAUCCAGCAGGGGCUUUGGCCUCGCCAGAUUACGGAUCAGCUCAGGAAUGAAGGCGAACAUGUUAUCGCGAAGAACAUCUAUAAUAUUAAGAUGGAUCUUAACAAAAAACGACUUGGCGGCCGCUCAUCUAUUCAAACACUUCUCCAAGACCUCCCAAAUUCAGGGGAUUGGUGUAUCCGCUGUAGAUCGGAUAACAACGAUAUUUUACUUGCUUUAUUCGCCAUCCACCGGACUUCCAUUGGAUUUUUACGUCUUUUUCCCUAUAUUCUUUGGAUGGAUACAACAUUUAAAACCAACAAGUUCAAAAUGCCAUUGCUUGAUAUUACUGGAAUGACAUCAACAAACCAGACAUUCUCCGCUGGCUUCUGUUUUUUAUCAGACUCUACUACUGAUUCAUUUUGCUGGGCAUUACAGCAAUUACAGUCAGUAUUAGCGGUGGAAUCAAUCCCUGAGCCAUUGACUGUAUUUACAGACAAAGAGCUUGCAAUUCUCAGUGCUAUACCAAUGGUUUUUACACUUAACCAUAUGCUUUGUUUGUGGCAUAUCAAUAAGUGUAUCCUUGCCCAUGCGCGUACUCCUAUUCGUCAGUAUCUUGAAUGGGAGAUUAAAGAAGCUGCAAAAAAACAAGAGAUAUUCUCUUUGAAGAAUGGGUGUAUACGGCAGGAGAAGCUUCAUCGGUGGUGGAGAAUGAAACAGUUCUGGCAUGAAAUUGUUACUGCUUUAACGCCUCAAGAUUUCGAACAAAAAUGGCAGGAAUUUCAGCAAACUUACUGUCAUGAGAUCUUCUCUAAGCUAAUUCGUUAUAUCCAGAAGGAAUGGCUUAACCCAAUAUAUGCGAAGAUGUUUUUACACCAUUAUACUCGGCAUUAUUUUCACUUUGGUGAGGUAGCAACAUCUCGAAAUGAGUCGGCACAUUGGGCAUUUAAACGUGAUCAACAGAGAGUUUCCCUUGAAGCCAUUCGCCGUCUGGAGAAAGAAAUCAACACAUAUCUACCUAUCCAUAUCGAAAAACCUCAAAUUCCUAUCUUCUGUGCAUGCGGCAAAGGCAGGGGCAUUCCAUGCAUCCAUCAAAUUAUUCCAUACUAUAAUGAGAAAAAGCCACUUCCUCUUGAUCUCUUCCACUUACAGUGGCAUCUUCAGGAGGCUGAUUCACCACAGUUUCAUCCAGAUCUUCUUCGUAUACAGGAGCCAAGAAUUCGGGAUGAUCGGAGGGUAUGGAUAUCGCGAGGAUCAUAUACAGCAUCACAGGCCUCGGUGGCCACAUCACAGGCCUCGGUGGCCACAUCACAGGCCUCGGGGGCCCGGCAAGACCCCCGAGGCCCAGAGGGAUCACAGGGGCGGAUCCCAAGCUUAUGGGAGCAGCUAGAUGCUGUUGAAGAUGCUGUAGAUCGUGAGUUUUAUGAGCAAUGGUCCCAACAAGGCUCUCAGCAGCCACCAACUGUGCAAUCUCGGAGGAGACCCAAUACAUGUGGAAAUUGCGGCGUGGAGGGGCAUAAAAGGCCUGGGUGUCCGUUGAUCAACAGAUUUGCCAGUUAA